Molecule: messenger RNA, 1128 nt
Organism: Paramecium tetraurelia
Lineage: Eukaryota; Ciliophora; Oligohymenophorea; Peniculida; Parameciidae
Exons: 3
Source: RefSeq, a predicted model, not a curated record
AUGUAUUAAUCCCAAGAAAUAUUGAGUGAUGAAGAAGAUUUUGAAACUUAAUAAUAUCUAAUUAGGCAAAGACAAAUUGCUGAAUUACAAUAAUAGUAUUAAUCGAAAAGGCAGGAGUUAGAUAAAUAUUUAAAGACUGAAGAGUCCAUAAUAUCUCCUAGAAUAUUCAAUUAUGAAACCAACUACUCUACAAAUUAAACUUUGAAAUGCCAAAUAUCUCCAGAGAUGAAUUAGAUUUCAGAUAUUGCAUAGAAACAAUAAAAUCAAUAUUUAACAAGUUUUUCGUCCUUGAAUAAAAAGUCAUAGAUUACUCCUACAUCUGAAAGAAGAUAUGAAGCCUAAAUGAAUUCAAAUUUUAAUACAAAUAAAACAUCCAAAUCUCCAAUUCAAAACCCAAUUCUGUAACAUAAUAAAAAGAUAAUCAUAAAGAGAGUAAAUCACGAAACUUAAACUCAAUUAACAGUCUCUUGUAAAAUACCAACGAAUUCCAAAUUCACUAUUUAAUUACAAUAAACCAUGGACCCGAAUUUGAAUAAGGCCACUCAAACCACAUAAAUUUUAAAAUAAAAGAAUUUAACAUAGAAUACAAAACCUAAAGCUUAGGAAAUACCUUCAAUUAAUAAAUAUACAUAAAGAUUUAAAACUGAAUAUAACUGUACAAAAGAGUAAACAGAAUCCAGUAAGAUUUAGCAGAAUGGGAGAAAGGUUCCCAUGAACAAAAAGCAAUUUGAUUAAUGGUACAAAUCAUAGCAGAGUUGGGUGAACAAGACUGAAAUGAAAGUGUUUCAAUAAAGAAUGGAGAAGGAAUAAAUGAAUUAGGAUAUUGACUUGUAAUAAUAAAGCUUCAGCCCAAAGAUUUUAAAACAUUCGUAGGAUAUAGUAAAUCAAAAGUUCUCAGGUUGCUAGUUUAUGGAAAGAUAAUAGCAAUAUGACAAUUAUUUAAAAAUGAAAUAACAAAAUAGAGAACAUGAAGAAAUUCUGGAAAGACAAUCGUAGAAAUUCAGAAUGAGUCCAAUAUCUAAGUUAAUAGUUAGAAGUGUGACUCCAAAAUCAUAUAGAGAUUAUUCUAAAAAUCAUACUGCAAAUACAUCAUGGUUUGGAAACCAUAAUACACAAUGUUAUUAAUGA